UUCUUGUCAGUUGUUUGGUAUAAAUACCAAACGCAUUCUGCAAUCUGAUAUCAUUCUACUAGCAGUCUUUUGGGCGAUACCAACCAACCUAAUUCACAAUGGCUUUCAAAUUCUUGGCUCUCCUCGCCUUAGUGGCUGCUGCCAGCGCCGUGGUUUUGCCAGUUGCCGUCAAGCACGUGGAAUACGCAGAUGGUCCCGCUGAAUACCAGUUCUCAUACUCAGUGCACGAUGACACGACCGGAGACAUCAAGAGCCAACAGGAAGAACGUCACGGAGACAAUGUCGUUGGACAGUACACUCUGGUUGACGCCGAUGGUUACCGUCGUGUUGUGGAUUACACUGCUGACGAACACAAUGGAUUCAACGCUGUUGUCCGCCGCGAGCCAUUGACCCAGAAGGUUGUCAAGACUGUGGUCCCAGUUGCCAAGUUUGUUGCUCCAGUUGCCCACCAUUACGUGGCACCAGUUCCUCACAUUAGCUACCCAACGUACUAUCAUCAUUAAGCGAUAUCCAAAUGAUUUCACCAUGCAAUGUUAAUUACUGGUAUGCUGUUUGUAGUUCCAAUUGUUGACACAUAGAAUAAGAUUAAUUUAUUGAAAUUGAAGUCUUGAUAAACAAGAAAAAAAA
Messenger RNA from Aedes aegypti (yellow fever mosquito), 627 nucleotides. Its product is annotated as cuticle protein. Bases 99 to 503 code for a protein of 134 amino acids. Gene Ontology annotation, cellular component: extracellular matrix. Lineage: Eukaryota; Metazoa; Arthropoda; Insecta; Diptera; Culicidae. The transcript has 2 exons. The record is from RefSeq and is a predicted model, not a curated record.